AUGGCCGAUAUAACAGGUCUUCCCUUUGGGUGGGAAGUUCGCCAUUCCAACUCCAAAAAUCUUCCCUACUACUUCAACCCCAUGACCAAGGAAUCGCGCUGGGAACCCCCGCCAGGCACCGACACUGAGAAACUGAAGGUCUACAUGGCUCAAUAUCACAGUGGCCCCAUGCAUCCUGCUCACUCCGGCCUGGGUAAUGAAGGCAAGAUCCGAUGCGCUCACCUGCUCAUCAAACACCGUGACAGCCGUCGACCGAGCAGCUGGCGAGAGGCGGAGAUCACGAGGUCGAAAGAAGAAGCCAUCGAGAUUCUCCGUGGCCACGAGCGUCGCAUAAAGUCGGGGGAGGCUCGUUUGGGUGAUAUUGCUCUCACAGAAUCAGACUGCAGCAGCGCUCGAAAGAAGGGUGACCUUGGCUUCUUUGGUCGAGGCGAAAUGCAGAAGGAAUUCGAAGAGGCUGCGUUUGCGCUUCAGCCUGGGCAGAUCAGCGGAAUUGUUGAGACUGCUUCGGGUGUUCAUCUCAUCGAGCGAUGGAUCCUUGCACAUACGAAGCACAGCAUGUGUUCGACGAGGAACUACAGGGCUAGAAUAUUGCAGGAUCUCAGUUAUGAAAUAGACAGAUACCUGUGCUUAGUCAAAACUCCAUCGAUCUUGAGAAAUAAAAUUCUCGAAUCGAACACCUUUACUAGCCCCGUACUUUGUAUCUCUAAUGCUGUUCACAGCACUGUCAAUGUUCUUCCUGCGUUGAAUCUAAAAUAUUUCCCUGGUAUUCAGGUUUCCUUCUCUGCCCCUCCAUCGUGGAAAAAUCACCCCUCCGCUCAGGAGAUAGACCUACAUUAUCCAUGUCAACAAGCGGCAGCUUCCGUCAACGCCAUUGCUUUUUGUGGCAUCAAUUCCGUGGCUGCGAAUCGACUGAAUCGGCUCCAGCCGAUCGAUCGUAUCAUGUUCAACCCUUACCAGCCACUGCCCAUGCUGUACCAGCAGCAACGGGAUCCGACCCAGAGGUUUCGCUCGCUACCGUACAUCUACGACUGGCAGCAGACCCCAUUCCCCCUCUACGUGGGCGCCGUCAUCCCGCCAGCGGUGGCCCGUCAGUUGGAGCACGUCCGGGCCGCAGCCAGCGCAGCGUCGAGCGCCAUCAGAACCAUAGACCGGCUGUGGAGGAAGCGGUAUCACUUCCUAUGCCCGAGCACGAACGCAGAAACCCACGCCGCCCACGUCCGCGCCAUCAACCUGCUCGUCAAGUGGAAGGAGGCCUUCCAGGGACCGGGCGGCAGAGGGCUGCACGAGACCCUGGCCCCGCCGCCCAAGAUCCCGGCAUACCUCGUGAGCGACGUCACGAUCGACGAGAAGACCUACCACGAGUUCUUCGUCACGCUCACGCACCUGCGCGAGCAGUACCUGCAGGGAGCGCACAUGCAGUGGAUGGCGGCGAAGCGGAACCUGGAGGAGCUGCUCAUCGACGCGCCGAUCAGCGAGAUGGACCGCCACAACUGGCUGCGCUGGUGGGUGAGCUACCUGGGCAAGAUGAAGGUGUGGGAGCUCCGCGUGCAGGAGAUGGUCCCGCCGUCCUGGGACGAGAUCUGCGCCGAGGUGAGCGAGCUCGUCGAGAUGGCGGUCGAUAUGACGGGGUCGUUGGAUGAGGAGCUCAGUCUGCCGGUUACGGAUGCGACGUUCUAG
Rasamsonia emersonii CBS 393.64 is the source of this 1677-nucleotide messenger RNA. RefSeq names its product Peptidyl-prolyl cis/trans isomerase. NCBI's taxonomy places the organism in Eukaryota, Fungi, Ascomycota, Eurotiomycetes, Eurotiales, Trichocomaceae. Gene Ontology annotation, cellular component: cytosol; nucleus. Gene Ontology annotation, molecular function: protein binding; peptidyl-prolyl cis-trans isomerase activity. Bases 1 to 1677 code for a protein of 558 amino acids. The record is from RefSeq and is a predicted model, not a curated record. The transcript is spliced from 5 exons.